AUGUUUAGUACUUCGGAGUCCAGACUACAACUGAUGGCCAAGGAAGAUGACGGUAUGCCUGAGCAGUUUGCCAGCCAAACAAUACCUGAAGGCAACCACUCCACGAGGCCUUUGAGAACAUAUAAAAAGAGCAACAUCCCUGUAAGUACCCAAGAAAAAAGUCCAUCUCUGGAGACACCUAGCCUAUGUAACAAUGGCUCUUCAGAUAAUGAUAAAGAUUGUCCAUCAGCUGAUACUGAGAUGGAAGUGGCUGUGAAUGAGCCCACCAACUACUUAUGUUACCUCAGUUACAGCUCCAUGAUGUAUCUAUACAAGCUGUGCAGCUGUAUCCUGAAAGCUGCUCUCUCAGCCAUAUCGAUAUUGGAGAACUCUUCAAAGGAAGAGAAGGAGCAAGAGGAAGAGGAAGAAGUGGAGGAGGAAGAGGAAGAAGAAGAAGAAGAGGAAGAAAAGGAGGAGGAGGAAGAGGAGGAAGAGGAGGAGGAAGAAGAGGAAGAGGAAGAAGAGGAGGAGGGAAAUGAGGAAGAAGAGGAAGAGGAGAUGGAGGAAGAGCAGUAUGAGGAGUAUGAGUAUGAGGAUGAAGAGGACGAAGAUCAAUACUCAGAGGACUGUAUAAUCUGUAUGCUACUCAAAUUCAUAAAUAUGUUUGUGAAGGCAGGGAGAACUCUUCCCUGA
Messenger RNA from Arvicanthis niloticus (Nile rat), 672 nucleotides. NCBI's taxonomy places the organism in Eukaryota, Metazoa, Chordata, Mammalia, Rodentia, Muridae. The record is from RefSeq and is a predicted model, not a curated record.